AUGCUAACUCGUAUCCAGCAUCUGCCACUUGAACUGCGCGAGAAACUCGUACUUCUCCCCGAGUCUCCCUCACGUGAAGAGCUGUAUGUCCUGUGGACGCACAUCUUACAGAGGUAUUUCCCCUUCCCUCUCCAUGGUUCUCUCCCCAACCUGCCCGAUCUUCCUGACGAGACCGCGGUGAAGUACGCUCUAGGCAAUCACCAUGAAUCCGAGAGCUCACACAUCGCGCUCGCCGUCGGCCGCGAAUACGGCCCGUUCGACCGUUUGAAUUUUCUUCACGUCUUCUGCCAGGCUGAGACGAAGGAAGAGUGGCACCUAGCAGAGAUGCAGAACAAGUUGAAGGAGGAGAUGAUGAAGUCGUCGCACUCUCAGAUUGCGCGGGGGCGCGGGAUGACAAUCCAUGGUGCCAUUGCCGUCGGCCGUAAGGUCGAGUUUUACAAGAUGAAGCGUGAUGGAUCGUUUGAAUGCAUGACGUGGUUGGCCCAGGAGAAGAAGAGCCUGCAUAUCCUCCGGGAUAUGCGGAUUAUUACCUCCCACCUCAUGCAGAUAAGCUACGAGGUGAGAUUGCGCGAUUGA
This is a messenger RNA of Aspergillus novofumigatus IBT 16806, 576 nucleotides long. RefSeq lists its product as uncharacterized. The record is from RefSeq and is a predicted model, not a curated record. The coding region runs from base 1 to 576 and encodes 191 amino acids. The transcript has a single exon. Lineage: Eukaryota; Fungi; Ascomycota; Eurotiomycetes; Eurotiales; Aspergillaceae.